Hylaeus anthracinus is the source of this 1472-nucleotide messenger RNA. RefSeq names its product tyrosine--tRNA ligase, mitochondrial (gene TyrRS-m). Gene Ontology annotation, molecular function: tyrosine-tRNA ligase activity; RNA binding; ATP binding. The record is from RefSeq and is a predicted model, not a curated record. Gene Ontology annotation, cellular component: mitochondrion; cytosol. NCBI's taxonomy places the organism in Eukaryota, Metazoa, Arthropoda, Insecta, Hymenoptera, Colletidae. Gene Ontology annotation, biological process: tyrosyl-tRNA aminoacylation. The transcript has 3 exons.
UUUUUACGAGUUAACAAUUAAUUUAAAAUGAAUAAUCUAGUAAGGUUAUGUCCAUACAUAAGGUGGUUCAGUAUUCGUCGCCUGCAUACUGCAAAGUAUAUACUAAAUGUCGAAAACAGACAAUUGUAUGAAGAUAUUUUUCCUGAUAUUUAUGUGUAAGUGUUUUUCAAAUUUUUAAAGACGAUAUAAAGAAAUGUCUACACAGAAUUCGAUCCAACAGCAGAAAGUUUGCACAUAGGAAAUUUACUUGUUUUAAUGAAUCUUCUACAUUAACAAUGUUGCGGCCACCAAGUAAUUAUUCUGUUAGGAGGUGGAACAGGCUUAAUUGGUGAUCCAAGUUUUAGAAAAUCAGAACAUGUUGAAAUAGAGAAUGUUGUGCUUUAAAAAAAUCUGCUAUCCAUACAAAAUGAUAUAGAAAAGGUUUUUAAGAAUCAUGAAACAUGUUUUUAUACAAGCAAACGGAGAUUAUUACCUCCAAUAAUACAUAGUAAUUUAGAGUGGUACAAAGAUUUGAAUAUAAUUUCAUUUAUCAGAGAGAAUGGAAAGUAUUUUAGAAUGGGCACAAUGCUUAAUCGGACCUCUGUGCAGUCUAGAUUACAAUCUGAUAGCGGUAUGAGCUUUAUGGAAUUCAGUUAUCCUCUCUUUCAAGGAUACGAUUGGUUGCAUUUAAAGCGUACAUAUAAUUGCAAUUUUCAAAUUGGGGGUCAGGAUCAAAUGGGAAAUAUAAUGUCUGGGUAUGAUCUAGUAACUAAAUCCGUUAAAAAGCAAGUUUAUGGAUUAACAUUGCCAUUGGUCACAGCCGAAGGUGGGAAAAAGUUUGGGAAGUCUACUGGCAAUGCAGUUUGGCUUUCUCCUUCAAAAUCCUCUAGUUUUCAGCUAUAUCAGUACUUUGUUAGAGCAGAAGAUGCCGAUGUGGAGAAACUUCUACAAUUCUUUACAUUUAUGCCCUUAUCUAAAAUAAAAGUUAUCGUAGAAAAUCAUUUUAAAAAUCCAGAUUUAAGAAUAGCACAAAAAAUUCUUGCAGAAAAAGUUACAUUAUUGGUUCAUGGUGAAGAGGGAGUAAUUUCAGCAAGAAAAGCAUCUGCUAUGCUUUAUGACAGGUCUAUUGAAUCACUGUCAAAGCUAAAUGCAAAUGAACUGUCACAGUUGCUAGAAGGCGCUCCCUUAGUAGACAUCCUCUCUGAAACUAGCCUUUGCGUUUAUGAUUUAGCAAUGAAAGCAAACUGUUUUAAGACCGAACACGAUGCAAGAAGAAUUAUCUCAGCUAGUGGUUUUUAUAUUAAUUAUCAAAAAAUCACAAAUGCAGAGGAAAUUCUUGUACCUGGAAUACAUAUUUUCAGCAACAAUGUGACAUUACUUAGAGUCGGAAAAAAAAAUUAUUAUGUUGUACGGUGGUUUUAAAACGAGCAUAAAGGUUACCGAAAUCUACUGUGACAUUCACAUCAAAUAAUUUCAGUUUGUAAAUAUUAAAA